Molecule: messenger RNA, 3173 nt
Organism: Octopus bimaculoides (California two-spot octopus)
Lineage: Eukaryota; Metazoa; Mollusca; Cephalopoda; Octopoda; Octopodidae
Product: AP-2 complex subunit mu
Biological process (GO): intracellular protein transport; vesicle-mediated transport
Cellular component (GO): clathrin adaptor complex
Source: RefSeq, a predicted model, not a curated record
AUUAUCCGACAAGCUCUCAAACGUUUUCAAUAGUAUUGACGCCAUUACAUAGUGCGCUGGAAGUGGGUUUGGUUGGUUUCCGUUUAACACUCAGCGGCCGCUCUGCGAUAGAAUUGAAACUAUGUUCUAGUACCAAAGAAAAACUAAAUUAAAGCAGUGCAACCAACCCAUCGACUACAAAAAUGAUUGGUGGUUUGUUUAUAUAUAACCAUAAAGGUGAGGUGCUAAUCUCGCGAGUCUACAGAGAUGAUAUUGGUCGUAAUGCCGUUGAUGCAUUUCGUGUCAACGUGAUUCACGCACGUCAACAAGUGCGAUCCCCAGUUACCAAUAUCGCACGGACAAGUUUUUUCCAUGUUCGUCGCUCUAACAUCUGGCUGGCUGCCGUCAGCAAACAGAAUGUAAACGCGGCCAUGGUGUUUGAGUUUCUGCUAAAAAUGUGCGACGUCAUGCAGUCGUACUUCGGCAAGAUCUCGGAGGACAACAUUAAGAACAAUUUUGUGUUGAUCUACGAGAUUUUGGAUGGUGUCAAUCUUGGACCAAUAUGUAAAUUAGUUAUACUGCUAGUCAAUCUUGACAUCUUGAGCAAAGAAGAGACAAGCCAAAUAACAUCACAAGUGACGGGUCAAAUUGGUUGGCGCCGUGAAGGAAUAAAAUACAGGCGAAACGAACUCUUCCUUGAUGUUCUUGAGUCUGUCAACCUGCUGAUGUCACCUCAAGGCCAAGUGCUCAGUGCCCAUGUCGCAGGUAAAGUUGUAAUGAAGAGUUACCUCAGCGGCAUGCCGGAAUGCAAAUUCGGGAUAAACGACAAGCUACUGGUGGAUAUUAAAGGGAAAGGAAGCCUCGAAGAUGGAGGUCGAGCUGGCGGCACUACUUCAUCUGGCAAAAACUCCAUUGCCAUUGACGAUUGUCAGUUCCAUCAGUGUGUGAAGCUCAGUAAAUUUGAGACGGAACACAGCAUAAGUUUCAUACCACCAGAUGGCGAGUUUGAACUAAUGAGGUAUCGGACCACAAAGGAUAUAAACCUUCCUUUCCGGGUAAUUCCUCUAGUCAGAGAAACUGGACGACACAAGAUGGAGGUGAAGGUUGUGGUCAAGUCCAAUUUCAAACCAUCUUUACUGGCUCAAAAAGUUGAAGUUCGUAUCCCAACGCCACUGAACACAAGCGGUGUCCAAGUCAUAUGUAUGAAGGGCAAGGCCAAAUAUAAAGCCAGUGAGAAUGCAAUUGUUUGGAAAAUUAAGCGGAUGGGCGGAAUGAAAGAGUGUCAACUGAGUGCAGAGAUUGAGUUGUUGAAUACUAAUGAUAAGAAAAAAUGGACACGUCCACCAAUAUCAAUGAACUUUGAGGUGCCGUUUGCACCUUCCGGAUUCAAAGUUCGCUACUUGAAAGUGUUCGAGUCAAAACUCAACUACAAUGACCACGAUGUCAUUAAGUGGGUUCGUUACAUUGGACGCAGUGGGUUGUACGAGACCCGAUGUUAAACGAUCCCUGGGGUAGGUGUGUGUGUGGGGGUCAAAACGGAAGAGGAGGAAACAAAGAGUAAAAAAAGGGAAGAGGAAGACAUGAAGGAGAAAGAUAAAAAGUGGAUAGUGAGAUAUUUGUUAAGCAAUGUUCCCUUCUCUUUGUUGAGCAAUGUUCCCUUCUCUUUGUUGAGCAAUGUUCCCUUCUCUUUGUUGAGCAAGUUCCUCACUCUCCUUACUAUAACGUUCAUUCUCAUAUUGAUUUGAUGUAGCUUAUUACCUCGUCAGAUGCUCUAUUUUAAUUGCAUGUAUAUCAUACACACACACACACACACACACACACAAAUGAAUACAUAAAUGAAUACAUACCCACAAAUGCACAUACAUACAUACAUACUCAUUUCAAUUUCACCAUGCACAGGCACUGAAUUACACAUGCAUAUACAAAUGCACACACACCGUUUUAUGAACAUUUCUUGUUAGGUUUUGAACUUGAGAAGCUUCAGAAGGUUAGAUAUGUACCAUGUGUUAAUUUUUUUUUCUUGGAGGUAAUGUUCCUCCCUUUGGUAAUGCUAGUUACCAAAGAUAUGGUGUAAUUCACUGCAAUGAUUUGAUUGCUAUAAAGUUCUGAGUUUGGGUUCAAGAUCCACUUGAAAAUAUUUUUCUUUGAAAACAAACUAAAAUGAUUAUGUGUACUGAAAACUAAAGGUGUCACACGAAAAAGACAAAAAAAAGUAGUGGCUGUUUUAACCAUUAACCCCCAGCAAGACCCCCACCACCACCACCACCACUUGCCCAAAGAAUAAAGUUCCCCCAACCAAAACCUGCAAAUAAAACACAAGAUGUGGAUGAAUGAAUCUAAAAAAAAAGGGAAAAAAAGAAAAAAAACCCAAAAAACAUCAAGCCAUAUUUGUUAGUCUCAUUUCUGAUGGAAUAUCCUUGUCUCUGAUGCCAACCACUCAACCAUUAAUUGGGAGGAGAGUGUAUGGGAGGGGUAGAUUUUUUUUUUUGUUUUUUUUGUUUUCAGCAAGUUUCAGCGAGGGCAGUAAUGUUUAUAAGAAACAGUUUGAUGUUUUAAUUGUUUACGGUUUUUUUUUUUCUUUUUACAUGGUUUAGUGUUAGUUGUAGUCUUGCAGAUCAAUUGACCACUCUGAUACUGAUUUUUUUUAGAUGAAACCUCAUGGCAUUUUAGGUACUGCAGACGCUGUAUUUUUUUUUUAAUUUACACCUGUGUGAAUCAUAGCAUUUUUCUCCUGAGGAUUUGCUAGGUACAAAUCUACCUCAGUGGUAUGACUUUAGUUUGUGUAGAGUUGUCUCCUCUUUAGAAAUGAAAAUAAAAUAAUAAUGAAAUUAUUGUGUAUAGUGACCAGCUGCACUACAACUCAUCAAAGGUGCACACACAGUACAUAGGAUUAUGUACAACAAUCAGGAAAGUGAACAGUGUAUGAGUCAUGAUAUACGUGUGCAUGCGUAUAGAGGGUGGGAUAUCAGGUUGGUGUGUGCACAUUCCUUGUUUUAAUUUUCCCAUCUGUUUUUAAAUUAUUUAUUCAUUGACUUUUUUUUUUCCAAUCAGUUGUGCUGAAUCAAUCUAUAAAUUAGCAGCUGAUUCCUUGAAGGAUAAUGGAACCUUUGCAUGGUUACUCAGCUAAUGGAAAAGUAACAGAUCUCCCUUAAAUCACUCCCUGCUUACUUAAAAAAAAAAAAAAAAGGUGGGGA